This is a messenger RNA of Helianthus annuus (common sunflower), 1158 nucleotides long. Its product is annotated as monooxygenase 1. Lineage: Eukaryota; Viridiplantae; Streptophyta; Magnoliopsida; Asterales; Asteraceae. Gene Ontology annotation, molecular function: FAD binding. The record is from RefSeq and is a predicted model, not a curated record. Bases 1 to 1140 code for a protein of 379 amino acids. The transcript has 5 exons.
AUGAGAUCGCCACCCAAACCUGCUGCGCAAAACCACAAGAGAUCAGGAGGUGGUUCGUUGUUUCAGUUUGCAGAUCAGCCAACGAAUCCUUCAAAUGGGCAACUGGCGAAAUUCACCACAUCGGGAUACAUGCCUUCCGAGCUGGGGAAAACCCUCACCCGGGCCGAAGCCUGUGAACACUCGCCCGAAAGCACGACAGUACGAUGUGAUGGCGAAACACGUUGGUUAAGAAGAAAGGAUCUUAUUGACACUCUUUAUGCUGAACUUCCUCCUGGUGCCGUAAAAUUUGGUUUCCAACUUGAAUCAAUAAAAUUUGACCCGUAUUCUAGCAAACCAGUUCUUCGGUUCAUUGAUGGAAGCUCCAUCGUAGCUAAGGUAGUAAUUGGCUGUGAUGGUGGCAAGUCAAUAAUUGCCCAAUUCCUUGGCCUCAAGCCUACUAAGAUAUUUCCUUUAUGUGCGGUUAGAGGUUUAACAUACUACCCAAAUGGCCAUUCAUAUGACUAUGAAUUUGCUAAGGUCAUGAAAGACAACAUUAGUGUGGGAAGAGUUACUAUUGAUGAUAACUUGGUUUACUGGUUUUGUUUCCUUCCUUACAUCCCUAAAGAUGAAAAAGUUUGGGAAGAUCCUGAGGUGACACGACAAUUGACCCUAGAACUUCUAAGCAAUCAUCCCCAAGAGAUUCACCAAGAGAUUCACGAACUGAUUGAAAACGCAGACAUGAAGUCAUUAUCUAUUACACAUAUGAGAUAUCGCGCACCAUGGGACUUGUUAACUGGCUCAUUUUGUAAAGGAACAGUGAUGGUUUCUGGUGAUGCUAUGCAUGUCAUGGGGCCGUUUUUAGCGCAAGGUGGUGCAGCAGGGAUAGAAGAUGCGGUUGUGUUGGCUAGAAUAAUGGCUCAACUAGAUUUGAAUAGUGUUGAAAGUGGGAGUAAGGUAAUGGCCCACAAAGUUGAGGAAUCAUUUAAUCAAUUUGUGAAACAACGAAGGAUGAGGGUGGUACGAUUAUCAUUGCAGACUUACAUCAUCGGUAUGCUAUCUGGUACUCCAUCAUUUAUAAAGAAGGUUAUAUAUAUUAUGUUACUGGUUGUUCUCUUUCCCAACCCGUAUAAUCAUGUGAAUUAUGAUUGUGGUGAUCUUUGAUGUGUUCGAAGAUCUUUA